Messenger RNA from Helianthus annuus (common sunflower), 486 nucleotides. RefSeq lists its product as uncharacterized. Bases 1 to 486 code for a protein of 161 amino acids. The transcript has a single exon. The record is from RefSeq and is a predicted model, not a curated record. Lineage: Eukaryota; Viridiplantae; Streptophyta; Magnoliopsida; Asterales; Asteraceae.
AUGAAAAGUGCUCAAGAUCGACAAAAGAAUUAUGCAUAUCAGAGGCGUAAACCCCUAGAGUUCCAACUAGGGGAUAAAGUAAUGCUUAAGGUAUCACCUCUGAAAGGAGUGAUUCGGUUUGGAAAGAAGGGAAAGUUGAAACCCCGAUACAUUGGUCCGUUUGAAGUAAAAAGCAAAGUAGGACCAGUGGCUUAUCGGCUGAAACUUCCUGAACAGCUGGCAGGAAUACAUAAUACUUUCCAUGUAUCAAAUUUAAGGAAGUGCCUAGUGGACGAAGCCCAACAAAUACCCCUGGAAGAGGUACAUGUUGACGAAAAACUCAACUUCAUUGAAGAACCACUACAAAUCGAAGAUAGAAAGGUUAAAAAGUUACGCAAGAAGGAAAUCCCGUUAGUCAAAGUCAAGUGGAACGCACGUCAUGGACCCAACUUUACAUGGGAACUAGAAAACAUAAUGAAAGAUAAGUACCCUCAUCUUUUUAAGUAA